UAAGGCCAGCUAGUAUAUACAUUCCUGUUGAAAUGCUCAGUGUGAGCAGACACAGAGAGCAAGCAGCUCUGUAGUGGCUCCUGUAGUGGUCUAGAAGAAGCUAGACAGAUAGCUGUCCAGGGUCUGUCUCUCUCACACACACAUACACACAAACCCAUCUGUACUCACACAUACAUAAUCUUAUUAAUUUAUCUUUCUCAUUAUCCUAGUUAGUGGGGUGAUUCCUAUAUUGCUGUUUGGAAUUGUCAACAUUACACUUUAGUGUGAAGCAGUGAGAAGCUGCAACAAAGCUAAUCAUUUUAUAUCUAAAGCUUUCAACUUCAAAACCUCACAAAUUAAAUUGAUUUAUUUUAAAACUUGUUAAACUUUCUAUUCAAAAACAUUAGGUGCAUUACACGUUGUGCUUCCUUCUAAGCUUGGGUAACUUAUUUACUUCUGGGUUUCUGUUUAAUGAAUUUUUCUUCCUAUUUACACUAAUGAUGAUGAUGACAAUGAUGGAAAAUUACUUUUAUUGACUGUGUCUGGGGCCAGAAAACCAAUUUACCACAGCAACUGCUACAAUCUUUAAUACUACUGAACAUCGUCUGGAGGAAUUUUCUGACCAGUGACCAGCAACCAAGUAAUCCAACCAGCCUGUGAUUCAACUAUCACCAGCCGGUUUAUUAAAAGCUUGGCUAUAUAUCCUCUCAUCUCUUCUCUACUACUAAUGCAAAAAGAUCAAUGGCCACUUCAACUGUAUUUAUUCAUUAUUAUUUUUAUUGUUAUCAUUACUCUUGACCAAUACACACUACUAAGUUAGAAUUCAGUGAUUAUGAUCAGCUGUUUCACUCUAACUUCCUGCUGGCCACAUAUUUUGGUUGACCAGUUUUAAAAACAAUUGUUGGUGACAUUUUUACCUGUGAUUUGUGUAUGUUUAUAUAUAUAUAUUUAUAUAUAUACACAUACAUAUAAAUAUAUUUUAAAGUAUCGUGAUGGCUUGCCUUGUUCAGAAAUCCUCUUCUGGAGUGGAAUCUAGCAGCUCAUCAAACUGGACCCCCCUCUAUGGGGGAGCACGGUUAGACCAGGAUACCAUCCAGUACUUCCAUAAAUUCUACUGUAAAGAUUGCCGUAUGGAGAAACAAGCUGCUGAGCGUGCCAAAGCAUCGUCAGUAGUGGGGGGAGAGAAUGCACUUGGUGGGACAUCACCAACAGCAGGAUACACCAGUCAACAACCAUCAAGUCCACAAAAUUCUCUGGACGAACUCUCACUACAACAAGCCAUGGAUAAAAAUAAAGAAUGUGGUCUCUUGUCAAAUCAGUUUAAUGGGGCACUGUUGCACAAUGAAGAGAUGCCAGACUCACAAAUGACUUUACUCCAAACUGCCCCAGCAACUAGGUUUGAUGCCACAACAGCAUUGAAGCGCAAGUUGAUGCUUCGGCGAUCUGUUACUGAACUGGUUGACCGAGGCAUUUAUCCACCUCUUAAAACACCUCCUGCAUAUGCAGAACAAAGAAAGCAGCUGGAACGGGCAAAGACUGGAGAUCUUUUACGACACAAAAUACAACAUCGUCCUGACCGAGAAUCUCUUGUAAAUCAACACAUUUUAGAAGAUACAAAUGUAGAUCCAUCACUUCAUGAUCGUCAACGACAGCUAAAAAGAGCCAAGCUAGCUGAUGGACUCAAUGAUAAGCUGUCUCAUCGUCCUGGCCCAUUGGAACUUGUACAGGGCAACAUCCUGCAAGCAAAUGAAGAACUAGCAGAAGCUAUCAAAGGUAUCAAACUGAGGGAUUUAAGCUCAAAGAAGUUUUUAGCAACUGAACAAGAGGGUUUGAUCAAGUUUCAGAAAACCAGUGAUGGUGAUGAAGCUGAAGUAAGACUUACCCAGCACUUUGGAUGUGAAGAAGAGAGCAAUAGUGAUGAACCUCUGUCUCCUACACAAGAAGAAGACUCUAAUCUCUCUGAUAUUGGUAGCCCAGUGUCCAAUAUUACUGGCACCAUAGAUUUUGGCAUUUUACGUACAAGAACCCCUGGUCAAAACCAGACAUCAUCUUCCACAAAAGCAACUGUAACUAUACCACCUGGUCAACCUUAUGCAGUUCCUUCUGGGCCCUCUGCUUUAGCAAACCGGCACACAGCUACUACUUCUCGAAAUGGUAAUUCCAAUAGCGGUCAACACAAAUCACGGCCCAAAAAGCCCAAACCAAAAACACAACCUAAAGCUAAAGUUAUCAAAUUCCAUGAAUACAAGGGUCCACCAAAUAUUGUGAAAAACAUUCAAAAUGCAGCACAAAAUUUGGCUAAUAAUUCUGAAACUCCUUACCAUAUUCUUCUUCAACAACAGCAACUAUUUCUUCAAUGGCAGCUGCAGUUUCAACAGAAAAAGAUUUUGUCCAACUCGACUGCGUCCAGCUCUAAAGGGAGUGAAAAUCAGGGAACAUCUUCUGCCCCUCACAGUUCCUCUGGCAACAUGGUUAUGACUGGUUCCACCACAUCACCAGCUAAUGCAGCCAGCGUCACUGCUUCCACAAGUCAACCAAGUCCAUCACCUCCACUGUUGCAGCAAAGACCGACACCAUCACACACUCCACAGCCACAAUCAACAAAUCCUCACCACCAUCAUCACCACCACCAUCACCAUCAUCACCAUCAACAGCAGCAGCAGCAGCAGCAACAACAACAAAAACAACAGCAACAAAAGCAUCAGCAGAUAAGCUUAUUAUCCCAAAACCAAGCCCAUCCAUCCUCACUCCCACAAGUGUCUCCAGCUUCUUCCCCAUCACAAAAGACUGUAACUUCCAUCACUGCACCAACAACAACCAAAUCACUCUCCAAUCUAGAAGACAUGAAAGUUGCUGAUUUAAGGGCAGAGCUAAAAAAGCGAAACUUGACUGUGUCUGGUUCGAAACCACAAUUGAUAGAACGCCUUCGUAAUUAUUUGGAGAUUAAGUCCAACAACACAAACCCAACAGUAACCAAUACUUUACUGGAUAGUAAUAGUAACCUUUCUCUGCAAGGAGUUCAAGCCCUGAUAUACUCUCCAGAAGAGUCCAUGGUUACAAAUAUUACCCCUCCAAGUUCUCCUAAUUGUAAAGACAACUCAAACAAGUUAUCUACAAUCUCUUUCGAUAAGAUGGAGAUAUUGUCUAGCAACUUUCUUCUCCAGAAGAAUCAUCUUAACAGCAACACCAUGAAUAGCAACAGUAACAACAACAACAGCAGCAACAAUAACAAUAGCAGCAGUAGUAGUAGUAAUGGUAGCAGUUCUGUGCCAAUGACAGUGGAUUCUGUGUCAAGACCACCUUCUGUAGCACCAAAUGAAAAUGCACCAAUGGAUGUUGACCAAGGGACUUCUCUUUCAGCAGAGCUAUCUCCCAAUGUCAAUGGUGGGUCCAAAGCAGUUGGGGUGGUCUCUCCACAACAGCAGCAGCUACCAGUUCAAACUCAAGCUCAACAGAGAAAUAUUCUGGGCCAGGAAGAACUGGUUAAGCAACAACAGAAAACAAUUGAAGCUCUUCAGCGCCAGUUGCAUGAGUCACAAAUGCAAUUGCAGUUACAACUUCAGCAACAACAGUUAAAACUGCAGCAGCAGCAACAACAACAACAACACAUCAAUGUAUUAAAACAACAACCGCCAUCGCCUCAACAAGUAAUGGCGGUGCACUCACCACCUCAGGUGGUCAGCGUACAAUCUCCACCACAGGUUAUGAGUGUUCAUUCACCACCUCAGGUAAUGGCUCUACAUUCUCCUUCUAGCAUGAUGGCUGUCCAGUCACCACAAAUGAUGAAUGUCCACAGUCCUUCCCAAAUUAUAAAUGUCCAAUCUCCAACACAGAUUCUCAAUGUUCAGUCACCGAGUCAGGUGAUCAACCCACAGUCCCCUCCUCAACAUGUCAUCACUGCUCAGUCCCCUCCUCAAAUUCUAAAUGUCAUGAACAUCACUGCUGCUGACUCCAAAGUGCCUAUGGCUCCUGCCCUCCCUCACACAUCGCCAUUGCAGGUACAACAAUCUCUCAAAUCUCUUGGACUAACCCCAAUUCCGAUCUCAGCUCACUUACUUCAGACAUCAUCUCCCAGUGUACAACCAACCCAAAGUCUACCUGCAGUGAUUGUGACUACUUCAACUGCCACUACCGAUAUCAAACCCAACUUUGAUGAAUUAUUUGGCAGUCCUCAACCACAGUUGAGUCCUGCCAGUCCUGUUGAGCUGGCUAAUCUGGCUUUGAACUAUUCCACUUCACCAGCAUCUGUAUCGCCAUUCCUGAUUAGUGUAUCAAAAGACAGCUCAAGGGAAGGAAGUCCAUCUCCAAAAGGUUUCAUAGGUAGUCCCAGUAGCGUUAGUAUAUCUCCUGUCACCUCUACAUCAGCAAGCCAGGAGUCAACUACUGACAGUACAGUAGCCAGCACAAACUUAACCAAUCAACCUGCAGCUAACAACGAAGUUAAUCCUGCAACUGGCUCUUUUUUCUCCAUCCCAAUGAGACAACCUCCAAAAUAUGAUGAGGCUGUUAAGAAAAAACAUCAACUUUCUCAGACUCCAGUGUUUGUAACUUUGCAAGAUGGCGCUGUGGCAGCUAAUGGUCUGGCCCAAAACCCCGCUCCAGCCAUGGUUGCAAAUGAAGCUGGCGCCAACAAUCUCAACAUCAAUGUAUCAACCAAGAGUCAAGCUAUGGAUGAUGUUUUAGAAAUAUUGAUUAGAAAUGGAGAACUUCCUCCAAGUGCAGCACAAGAACCCCCUCCAACACCAAAAACAACAAGCCAGACGCCAACAACAUCAACGAUUACUGUAACCCAAGUUGUUGCCACCAGCAGCAGCACAAGUUCAGCAUUUUCUGUGGCUACGAUGUUAAUGCCAUCACCAUCAUUGCCACUCCACAACAAUGUAUCUACAACAGCUGUUAAUCAGCGACCUGUGGUGUCAGUGUUGGCACCAGUCUUGAUAAAACAAGAACCUGAUAUUUCAUCAUCGCCACCAACCUUAACUUGUGAUGGAACCAGCCACGAAUUUGUUGAUAUUAAUGACGUUCUUAGCCAAGAUUUUAACAAUAUGGACUGGACAUCAGACAACAGCUUCCCCAGCUUGGAUCUUCCAGAUAUCUUUACUGAUCAGAAAAUGACCAACUCUAGUGUGCCAAUAAUUAAUAAAAUAGAUGCUGCCAACCCCGGUUCUUCAUCAGAUUUAGAUGUACUGAAUUUACCACAAGACUCAGAAACCUCUUGCAACAUGCAAAUAGAUGUAUCGGACUGGUUGGAUGCUUCCUUCUCUUCAGCAUCACUCAACACACCCAUCUCUUUCACAUCAUCAGACCCAAUUCUAACACCCAAAACACAACAAGAUGUUUUAUUUAAUUUUGUCGAAGCUGAUUUCUCAAGUGUUUCUGAUACUCAGUGUGGUAUGGAUUAGGCUAAGCGAACAAAUCUGUUAAUAAUUUGAAAUCGGUCGCCAAUGGUUUGAAUGGUGAGUUUUAGUCAUGAAUUAAACACACAUUUAACUAUCUUGGCUCUACUUCCAAGAUUGAACCAGUUGGCAGCAGGAUAAAGAUAGCCUGCGAUAAUUAUCAGAAGAGCUGUGUGUUUGAUCUGCCAGCACAGCCAUGGAGAUCACUGUAUAACUGCAUUAACUAAUACAGCACAUUGGAAUGUCGUUCACUGAACCUCAUAUACACUCACAUAAUUUUAGUACAUCCUGCCUAGAAAGUGGAGGAGGGAGAGGUUUGGAGUUCAUCACAAGAACAUAUUCUCUUACCCAUUGGCUAAAUUCUGGUACAUAAAAAUCUGGUUUUUGUUUUUGAGAGGAGUACAAUCCUUUGUGGAAUUAACUCUAGCUUUGGAGAAAUUCAUACUAGAAAGUUUUUGAUUGCUCCAAAGGAGAAGUUUCUUCAGUAGAAGAGAAACCAUUCUUUUUCUUUUAUUAUCAUUAUUUUUUUUAAUACUUCUUUCUGAAUUCCUCCCAAAUUCCUCUUGCUUGUAAUCUAGAUGCAAAAAAAAAAAUCACUGUUUUACAAAUUUCUGUUUAGCUUUCUCUGACUUAUUGACUUUUAAAAUUUAAAAACAGAAAACAACACUCCCCCACCCAACAAAAAAAAAACUGAACUUGAGAUUUUAAUGGUCCACUGCCCUUCUUCACUCAAUGUGUCCUUCCUCUUCUUUCCUCAUUGCACAAAUUAAUCACUUGAUAACUGUUCAAUUUUGGCUCUUGCCCUUGCUCUUCCUUCCUUCUUUCUCUCCCAAUCUUCAUAGUUGACUGCUGGGAAGUAUCUGUUAUGGGGGAGACUUUACUAUGCUCUCCUUCUUUUCUUUGUUUUACUCAAUAUACUAAAUUACCAGCUUUAUUCAGUGGGAACGACUUGUAUUUUUUUGUACAUGUAAGGUUUAAUGAUCAAUGCUAAAUAGUAAAAAAAAAUGGUAAAAAACAUUGCAUUUUUGGUGAAGUUUAGGGAAUGGGGGAUAUUGUGUACUGACAUGCAUGUACACACCUACAUGACUACACACAUUCACACAACCAGACAUCAAUCAAUGCAUACACAUUCAAACCCAGCUCUUCAAAGUUCUCUUUCUGUUGACACCUGAACACCCACAUAAGCAUACACACACACACACACACACACACACACACACACAUUGGGUGCAUCUACACAGUAGCUGAUAUUGAAGAAAGCUGCUAUGUCCCAAACUGAUAAUUUCCCAAAGAAACUUUGGAAACUGUUUCUGUGAAAUGGUCAACAAAGCACAAAUGUAUUUGUGAUACCAGGACCAACAAGUGUGUAUAAUAAACAGGAGAAAAUAUAUAAUAAUAAUAAUAAUAAUAAUAAUAAUAAUAAUAAUAAGGUGGAACUAACAAAAAGAUAAAAAUUGAAAAACUCUAUCACUAUUAUGAAUGUUGAUUUAAGUUAUGAGUGCGAAUGCAAGUGAAGUCUGAUUUAAAAACAAAAUUACCAACAAAAAAAAAACAAAAAGAGAAAAACCUUCCCUAUAACAACCACAAAAAAA
Octopus sinensis (East Asian common octopus) is the source of this 6967-nucleotide messenger RNA. Its product is annotated as myocardin-related transcription factor B. The record is from RefSeq and is a predicted model, not a curated record. The coding region runs from base 972 to 5381 and encodes 1469 amino acids. NCBI's taxonomy places the organism in Eukaryota, Metazoa, Mollusca, Cephalopoda, Octopoda, Octopodidae. The transcript has 12 exons. Gene Ontology annotation, biological process: smooth muscle cell differentiation.